GGCGGCCCCAGCCCCGUCCCGCCGACCCUGGGCGGCGCCCGGGCCGGGCGCCGGGGCCAUGCACCCGGUGUGGCGCUGAGCACCGCGGCGGCGAAGUGGAGCCCUCUUCCUGCGGGCAAUCCCCGACCUGCGUGCGAACGGGGCCGUGCCUGCCGCCGCCGCCGCCCCCCCCCGCUCCAUGACCCUGCGCUCCGCCGGAUCCCUGGAGAGCGCGGAGGGCUCCUGGGCGCGUUGGGGGCACGGCGAAACGGCGGCGCCGGUUGCCGAGGAGUCCCGUGAGGCGGCGCAGCUGGCCACGGCUAUGGAGGAGCUGCGGCGAGCAGGAUGGUACUGGGGCAACAUGACUGUUGCUGAAGCCAAAGAGAGAUUACAGGAUGCCCCCGAAGGGACCUUCUUGGUUAGGGAUAGUUCACAUUCAGAGUAUCUACUGACUAUUUCAGUAAAAACAUCAGCGGGACCGACCAAUCUACGUAUAGAAUAUCAAGAUGGCAAGUUUAGACUGGACUCUAUCACUUGUGUCAAAUCUAGACUUAAACAAUUCAACAGCGUUGUACAUUUGAUUGAGUACUAUGUUCUUAUGUGCAAAGACAGAACCGAAACACCUUCAAAUGGAACAGUUCAUCUUUACUUGAACAAACCUCUCUAUACAUCUGCUCCAUCUCUGCAACACCGCUGCAGAAUAACUAUAAACAAAUGUACAAAUCAGAUCUGGGAGCUGCCAUUGCCAACAAGACUAAAAGAGUACUUGAAAGAGUACCAAUACCAGGUAUAAUAUAUUUUCUAAAUGCUUCUAAUGUAGAGUUAGCUUUUAAAUGCAAUUCUUAAAAUCAGCCAAAGAACUGAGUAACCAGUUGUACAACCCGGCAUGGAAUUCACUAUCAAAACAGUAGCAGUUCUGGGGGAAAGGUUUUUAUUUCAGUUGCCACAAAGGGAGACUUCAUGUCGAAUAAUCCCAGUUUGCAUCCUUGGAGGUUCGGCAAGGUGGCAUACUAUUCUUGCAAAGAGAGAAGCCAGGAAUCUGUCCAGAUUGUGUUGCUUUGUCAAUGGUACAAAAUACUGCACUGACUACCAAGUAAUAACUGCAGCACUGGGACCGGGAGAGACUGUGUAAGUGGUCAGAAACAUAAGAGAGUGCAGAAGUAUCUCAGUUGUCUGAUUCCAAGAUUAAUUUGGUGCUAGUGUUCGUAUAAUCCUGAAAGCUUAACUGGAUCACACUGUGAUAAUCUUUCCAAAGUUAUGCAACUAAUCAAAUCCAGUAAAAAAAAAAGUGAUCAUGUAUUCAGUUUUUAUUGAACUAUAUUUUGUGUCCUUUUCUGCAAGCAAAGGAGUACUAUAAGUAAAUGGUUUAAAACAUUGUUUUUUAAGGUUCUCUAAAAGCUGACCUUAAGGAGAAAUGUCACAUCUUUCAUAGGAACCCAAUAUGUUGCUGAUUAUACCAGAUUGGUAUCCCAGAGUCCUUAGUAAUGUUCACAUCUCCCAGUGGUGAUAUAUCCAUGUUAUUACUACAAAGCCUCUUUUGGUCGAGGCUUCAGGACUGUAUGCUGCAGACUUGCAGUUGCUCAGGUCCAAUGUCAAAACAUGGGUAUCAGCAGUUACAGCUGUCUUCUACAAUGUAGAAUAUUUUCUUCAGCUUGUUUCCCAAAAUGUGGGGAAAUAGGAUUUGAUAGGGUGGGGUGAGGUUUAUUUUUUGUUCUUUGGUUUUUUCUUUUCAUUCACUGUUGUAGCUAUCGGACUAU
Colius striatus (speckled mousebird) is the source of this 1736-nucleotide messenger RNA. It is a transcript of the gene SOCS2, whose product is annotated as suppressor of cytokine signaling 2. Bases 179 to 772 code for a protein of 197 amino acids. Gene Ontology annotation, cellular component: phosphatidylinositol 3-kinase complex. The record is from RefSeq and is a predicted model, not a curated record. Gene Ontology annotation, biological process: phosphatidylinositol phosphate biosynthetic process; intracellular signal transduction. Gene Ontology annotation, molecular function: 1-phosphatidylinositol-3-kinase regulator activity. The transcript is spliced from 3 exons. Lineage: Eukaryota; Metazoa; Chordata; Aves; Coliiformes; Coliidae.